AUGUUGAAAAGACUCUAUUCUUCAUUUGUGCCUCGACACAAGUUUCCUGAUUAUACUAUUCCGCUAUCUGAUUUCAAAGGUCACCAGUUGCGUGCUAUUCAACGAUUCAACCAACUUCUGCCCCAGCUUAAUCUUUUGCUAGAGUUGAGGGACAGUCGAGCUCCAAUCAGUACAAGAAAUGUUAUUUUUGAUGACAUUUUGAUGAAUCAAAAGUCCCCAAACACCAAACGUCUAAUUGUUUAUACUAAAUCAGAUCAGUGUCCUCCCGCUACGCUGAUGAAAUUGAAGCGCUGGCACGAUGAGACAGAAGACCAUUUCAUGACGCUUGAUGCCAGAAGCGUGAGAGAUACAAAGAAUCUUAUUAGAGUGCUACAGUGGGAAUACGAUGAAUUGAUCAAGUCUACUGUGGGUGAACUAAGUAAUAAUGAGGGACUGCCUUUAGGAUUCAGGAUACUAGUUGCUGGGAUGCCAAACGUUGGUAAAUCGACAUUGGUGAAUUCUCUUAGAUACGCAGGUGACGUUAAGACCUAUAAUCCGCAGGGAAGCAUCCAUAGCAACAUAUCAAAUAAAAGACGCAAGGUCGCAAAAACUGGCGGGCAGGCUGGGGUCACUAGAAAGACAAGCGAGUGCAUUCGUAUCGGUGAUUACCGGGGCGGGAUGUAUCUAUACGACACCCCAGGGGUCUCUCUGCCAGGCCGCGUAACCACGCGGGAAAAGAUGCUUAGUCUCAGUCUGUGCGGAUGCAUCAAGAGCAAUCUUGUGGACCCGAUCAUACAGGCAGAUUACUUACUGUAUGCUAUGAAUUUACAGACCCCAGCAGCGUACGACCAUUACACAAGAGGAGUGGCUACAAACGAUGUGUACCGUGUUCUCAAAGGAAUUAAGCAUGCCACAGGUAUACGAGAUGACACUGGAGCCGCAAUACAUUGGGUCGACAAGUGGCGCCAGGGCUCUGCCUUUGCAAAGAGUUCCAAAUCUCCGGGUCACAUCUCUUUUGACGUUGAGACGCUGCUCGAGGACCGUUACUUUUCAUAUAAAGACUUGGUUAAACGCGAGUUAGAUCUUCUGGGUCCCUGGACUACCGUUACUGCAGGUCAGAAAAAAUCCAAACACUCCCGUAUGGCUACUAAUAGCAAUCAACUAUUUAAUCUAUAA
Molecule: messenger RNA, 1155 nt
Organism: Lachancea fermentati
Lineage: Eukaryota; Fungi; Ascomycota; Saccharomycetes; Saccharomycetales; Saccharomycetaceae
Source: the annotation of a GenBank genome assembly